Molecule: messenger RNA, 4380 nt
Organism: Cyanistes caeruleus (blue tit)
Lineage: Eukaryota; Metazoa; Chordata; Aves; Passeriformes; Paridae
Gene: ITGA2
Product: integrin subunit alpha 2
Biological process (GO): cell-matrix adhesion; integrin-mediated signaling pathway; cell-cell adhesion
Cellular component (GO): integrin complex; external side of plasma membrane
Molecular function (GO): integrin binding
Source: RefSeq, a predicted model, not a curated record
ACAUUAGGCAAAAUUUCUUCUGGAAAAAGUUGUCAAGUAUUGAAACACUCUGCCCAGGGAAGUGGUGGAAUCACCAUCCCUGAAACUUUUUAAAAGAUGUGUAGAUGUAGCACUCAAAGACAUGGUUUAUUAGUGAAUUUGGCAGUUCUUGAAUAAGGUUCUUUCAACCUAAAAGAUUCUGUGAUUAUAGUGUACCUCAUCAGGCUCUUGAUGUAUUUGCUGUGCCACAAGCUUAACUUAACCCCUGAAGGUAAAGGAGGGUAACAGACCUCUGAAUCAUACAUUUUGCCUCUAUUCUGCUAAGACAUUCCCAUGAGUAACGCUGCAACUUUUGUUAAGGCUAACAGUGAAUGAGUCAUUUAUCUCUGCCCACAGUAAUGCAACACACGUAAGGAGUGAGAGAGGCAUUUUGCAUGGCCAGGGUACUGUAGCAAAAACGCUGUUUUUUCAAACAUGUGUCAAAGGCUGUAUUUAUUUUCUUCUCUUGGGGGAGCUGUCACAGAUGAAGAGCCUUUUUCACUGGGAUCAAAAUUCUUCUUUAAUUGCUUCUUGAUAAUCAUGAUCUUUCUGUUAACAGGCAUUCUUCACAACUGCUGUGAAGCCUACAAUGUUGGGCUCCUGAAAGCAAAAAUAUUUUCUGGUCCACCAAGAGAGCAGUUUGGAUAUGCAGUUCAACAGUUUAUAAAUGAACAAGGCAAAUGGUUGUUGGUUGGUUCACCCUGGAGUGGCUAUCCUGCUAACAGAACUGGAGAUAUAUAUGCAUGUCCUGUUGGUGUGUCGAAAAACACAUGUAAAAAAUUGAAUUUACAAGCUUUAAUAAAUAUUCCAAAUGUGACUGAAAUUAAAGAGGACAUGAACCUUGGCUUGACUCUGAUACAGAACUCAAAAACUGGAGGAUUUUUGACUUGUGGUCCCUUGUGGGCACAGCAGUGUGGAAGACAAUACUAUGCAACAGGAGUUUGUUCUGAAAUCAGUCCAAGUUUCGAGAUCUUAAGAAGCUUUUCUCCUGCUGUUCAAAAGUGUUCAUCUGUUAUAGAUGUUGUGGUGGUUUGUGAUGAGUCAAACAGCAUUUAUCCCUGGGAUGCAGUGCGGGCAUUUUUGAAAAAAUUUGUACAAGGCUUAGACAUAGGCCUUAACAAAACCCAGGUGGGUUUAAUUCAGUACGCUAAUGAUCCCCGCGUAGUCUUCAACUUGAAUACGUAUCAAACAAAGGAUGAGGUCGUUAGAGCAAUGGAGAAUACGUCUCAGAAGGGAGGAGAUCUCACUAAUACUUUCAAAGCCAUUGACAAUGCAAGACAGUAUGCCUUCUCAGCUGAAGCAGGAGGACGCCCAACAGCCACAAAAGUCAUGGUUGUUGUGACAGACGGUGAAUCACACGAUGGCUCCAACUUGAAAACAGUGAUAGGUAAAUGCAAUGAAGACAAUAUAACCAGAUUUGGCAUUGCUGUUUUGGGAUACUUAAUAAGGCAUGAACUUGAUACUAAAAACUUAAUUAAAGAAAUCAAGGGGAUUGCUAGUCACCCAACAGAAAAGUAUUUCUUCAAUGUGUCAUCUGAGGCUGCACUACUGGAAGAAGCAGGAACGCUUGGAGAGCGCAUUUUUAGUAUAGAAGGUACUGAUCAAGGUGAUACUUUCCAAAUGGAAAUGUCACAGGUGGGCUUCAGUGCAUCUUAUUCACAAAAAAAGGAUGUUCUGCUGCUGGGUGCAGUUGGGGCCUAUGACUGGAGUGGAACAGUAGUUCAGGAAUCUUCAGACAGAGUCACCACCUUUCCAAGCCAUGUGUUUGAGAAGAUUUUACAGGACAGAAACCAUAGCUCCUAUCUAGGUUAUUCUGUUGCUGUUCUCUCAACUAUGAGCUCUGUCUAUUUUGUUGCUGGUGCACCAAGAUCCAACUAUACUGGCAGAGUGGUGGUUUAUGAUGUUGAUAGUGAUGGUAACAUUGCAAUUGUGCAGUCACAGAGAGGGGAGCAGAUUGGCUCCUACUUUGGCAGUGUGGUAUGUUCAGUGGAUGUCAACAGGGAUUCUGUGACAGAUGUGCUGCUUGUGGGUGCACCAAUGUUUAUGAACGACCUGAAGAAAGAAGAAGGGAGAGUAUAUAUGUUUUCCAUCACAAAGAGAAUCUUGGAUCAACAAGAACUCUUGGAAGGUCCACAGGGGUCAGAAAAUGCACGCUUUGGAUCAGCAAUUGCAGCACUUGCAGACAUUGAUUUGGAUGGCUUUAAUGAUGUUGUAAUAGGUGCACCACUGGAAAACCAAAACUCUGGAGCAAUUUACAUAUAUAAUGGAUUUCAAAAGACUAUACGUACCAAAUAUUCUCAGAAAAUCUUAGGAUCGGAUUCUGCUUUUGGACAAAAGCUCCAAUUCUUUGGAAGAUCAGUAGAUGGCCAUAGAGACUUAGAUGACGAUGGCAUUACUGACGUAUCAGUUGGUGCUGAUGGAAAUGUGGUUGUGCUAUGGUCAAGAGGCAUUGCAAAUGUGUCCAUAAUUGCUUCAUUUAAACCUGAGAAAAUCAGUCUGGUGAACAAGAAUACAGAUAUAACUGUCAAAAUAUGCUUUCAGGCUACAUUUAGACCUGCUAAGAAAAAUAAUCAAGUGGAUAUAAAGUACAAUGCAACAUUGGAUGCAGACCUGCAGUUCUCCAGAGUGACUUCUAGAGGAUUUUUCAAAGAAAAUAAUGAAAGGUACAUGCAGAGGGAUCUUGUGGUGCAUCAAGAAGAGAAUUGUGUUCAUGAUGUCUUCAGUGUACAAGAGCCUUCAGAUGCAGUGAAUUCACUUAGUUUGCGCAUUGACAUCGGCCUUGCAAACCCUGGCUCCGGCCCUGUCCUGGACAUAUCUUCUCCAGCAUCUGUGGCCUAUAGCAUUCCUUUUAUUAAAGACUGUGGUGAAGAUGAACUUUGUAUUUGUGAUCUUGCUCUGAAUGUUCAGUGGAAGGCAGAUGAUGGCAAACAACAGUUUAUUGUCAGCAGCAAAACCAGAAGACUAACGUUCAAUGUGAAAUUGAGAAAUAAAAAGGAAAAUGCAUAUAACACCAGAAUCCAGGCAACAUUUUCAGACAACCUGUUUUUUGCUUCAUCUUCUUUACCGAGUGAUGGGACUGAAGUCUCGUGUCAAACAGGAACAGCGCAAAGUACAGUCAUUUGCCAAAUAAGCUAUCCUGUUUUCAGAACAGGACAACAGGUAUCCUUUGAUAUUAGCUUUGAUUUUAACCUUAAAAAUCUUCAGAAUGUGGCAGUUCUAAGUUUUCAUGCAUGGAGUGAAAGUAAGGAACAGCAAGAGUCGGACAACCAGGUCACCUUAUCAAUUCCUCUGCGAUACGAUGCAGAAAUUCACUUCACAAGGCUUGCCAACAUCAACUUUUAUGAAGUAUACUCUGGUCAUAACAUUCCUUCCACUGUGAAUAAUUUUGAAGAUAUUGGCCCCACGUUCAACUUCUCAGUUAAGGUAACAACAGGAAGUAUUCCAGUAAAGGUGGCAUCUGUAACAAUCAAUCUUCCAGCACUGACCAGCAAAGGCAACCCACUAAUGUACCUAACUGCAGUCACCACAGAUGAGGCCAAAGGUGUUACUUGUGACGCUCAGAUAAAUCCACUGCAAAUUGGGAAAAGACCUUAUUCUCCAUCUUUCAUAAAAGAGAACUUCAGAACUUCCAAAGAACUGACCUGUAAGAACGUGAAGUGCAGUACCAUCACAUGCAAACUGGAAGAUAUUACACUGAAGGGAGAGUACUUUGUGAACGUGUCCACCCAAAUCUGGAAUGGAACCUUUGCUUCCUUAAUUUUCCAGACAUUACAACUCUCUGCAGAAGCAAAAAUUGAUACACAUAACCCUGAUUUAUUUAUAAUUGGAGAGAAUACCCUAACUAUCCCAGUUACAAUAAUGAAGCCGGAUGAGAAGGCUGAGGUGCCAGUAGGUGUUGUGAUUGGCAGCAUAUUGGCUGGACUCCUCUUGCUGUUGGUACUGGUUGCUGUUUUGUGGAAACUUGGCUUCUUCAAGAGACAGUACGAGAAAAUGACACAGGAUAUAGAAGAUGUUGAUGAAAUUGCAGAACUCACAAAGGACAAAGACUGAAGAUGAGUUAUGUGGAUAAAGGGGAGAUCUGAGCCACCAAUAGCCGUUGUGAUCAGUCAGUUCUUCAGCUGGAGUGCCUUAAAGCUUAGUAACAUUUAAACAUUUUUAAUGAAAGUGUCUUUAUAUAGAUGAAAAUAUUUUACAGAUUCUACUCUAUUGCAAGAGUAACUGCAGGACAGUUUGGUUUUUUCAAAAAUGAUUUAUAGUGCUUUUUCUUGUAAAUUUUUGCCUUUCAAACAAACUUAACCCUUAGAACUGGCAGGUCCGGAGUAUACAGUAACAUACUGUUCCAGCAGUCCUUCUCUUGAUCCA